AUCAGGCGACGUGGGAGUCGCUUGAUUCGCGGCCACUUCCCUCCUGGUACGACGAUGCGAAGUUCGGAAUUUUUAUGCACUGGGGGGUGUAUGCUGUUCCGAGUUUUGGCUCCGAAUGGUUUUGGUGGCAUUGGAAAGGAGAAAAUGAUCCAAAAUACGUUGAGUUUAUGAAAAAGAAUUAUCGUCCGGGUUUCUCCUAUGCCGAUUUUGCGCCGAUGUUCAGGGCUGAAUUUUUCGACCCUGAUCUGUGGGCGGACAUGUUGGCUCGAUCUGGUGCCAGAUAUGUUGUUUUGACAAGUAAACACCAUGAGGGCUGGACAAACUGGAGGUCAAAUGUUUCUUGGAACUGGAACUCCGUCAAUAAUGGUCCUCAUAGGGAUCUUGUUGGUGAUCUAGCAUCAGCCAUUAGGAAGCGCACUAACAUCACAUUUGGUUUGUACUAUUCCCUUUAUGAAUGGUUUAACCCUCUUUAUCUGGAAGAUAAAGAAAAUAAAUUUGCCACACAGACAUAUGUUGAUGAAAUUAUGCUACCCCAGAUGUAUGAUAUUGUAGAGAAUUACAAGCCAGAGUAUAUUUGGUCAGAUGGUGACUGGGAAGCUAGUGAUUCUUACUGGAAGAGUAAAGAAUUUCUUGCAUGGCUGUACAAUGACAGUCCUGUUAAAGACACUGUGGUGGUGAAUGACCGCUGGGGUGCUGGUGAUAUGUGUCACCAUGGUGGGGUGUUUACUUGUGCUGACAGAUAUAAUCCAGGUGUUUUGCAGAAACACAAAUGGGAAGAUGCAAUGACCGUUGAUAAAGAUUCAUGGGGAUAUCGAAGAAACACAACUAUCUCAGACUUUCUAACUAUGGAUAACCUGACCAGUAUCCUUGCUUCAACUGUGAGUUGUGGUGGUAACAUGCUGAUGAAUGUUGGCCCAACAGCAGAUGGUCGAAUUGACCCAAUUUUUCAGGAACGUCUUGAACAAAUGGGAGACUGGCUGAACGUUAAUGGGGAAGGUAUUUAUGGAACCAAGCCUUGGCGAGUUCAAAAUGAUACCUUAACCCCUAAGAUAUGGUACACCAGCAAACCUGGGCUGACAUAUGCUAUUGCACUGGAGUGGCCCAAAGAGGAGACACUAUAUCUUGGGUCACCUGUGCCUGCUGAGAAUGCAACCGUUAAUCUGCUUGGUCUACCAGGAGUUGAGUUUCCUUGGAAGCCUCUUUCAGAAAAGGGAGGAAUGAAAAUAAUUAUUCCACCCCUGUCUGCCUCUGACCUGCCCUGUCAGUGGGCAUGGGUGUUUAAAAUGACUAAUGUCAAAUAAAAAGUGUGAGAAAAUACAACUGCAGGCCUUGUAUACAACUAGAGGCAUUAAAUUGGGAAUCAUAAGUAUGUGUAGAAAUAAUGUCCUUUUUUUAUUUUAUUAAUGUAGAGUUGAAUUUUUUCCAAGGACAUAACAAGUGAAAACUCUGCCAACUGGCUCUGUUUUAGUGUAAGCACCAACAGCCUGGCAGUGGCCUAAUCCUUAUGAGGAAAUAAUUUGAUACUUAUUCCACUAAUUUAAGAGCACUUCUGUAAAACAGUGCAGAUUUUGUAUGGUUAUGUGAGGUACAGGUUUUGUAUGGCAUUAGGAAAUUGUAGACUUUUUCAUAAGUUAGAGUUUCAUGGAUGUAAUGUAGAGUAUAGGUACACAAUUUAAACUGUUUCCUCCAAAUGUAAAAUCAUGAACAAGUGGAGUGCAAUUUGGGCUGAAAUCAUAUGCAUGAUUUAAAAAUCGAACAAGCCCACAGCACGAGUUUGAUUUGUAAUCACAAGUAUGAUUUCAGACUAAAAUUGCAUGACACAAGGUUCAAUUACCACUUUAUUACAUCCAUUUUGAAAUCGCCCAAAUACAGGACUUGAUCAGUUCAGAUAUUCUAUUAAUGCAGUACUGAGCUGGUUUGAAAUUAAAUUCAUCCAUUGUUUUGGGGGAAAAAUAAGAGUUGUGGAAACAAAAGUUGCAAAAUUUGUCAUAUGAUACUUUGUCUUUUAUUUUCCUGCAAUUUGAUUGGUUUCUUUAAACAAGCCUUGAAAUCUGAUUGGUUGUUUUGUUUUUAGUGUAGCCUCAUUGCCUGGGAAAAAGAUGUGAUUCAAAGCAAAAAAUGGUGGGAUUCGUGAAUAAAUUGCACCAUUUAGAGCCAAUCAGAUUACAGGGACCACCAAUGAUUUCAAAAUGGGUAUAAUAAAUGAAAAAAACAAAAAGAAAUUAAAAGCUUGAAGCAAGGUAAGAGGAUGAUGGGAGGAAAGCAGUAUUACUACAGCCAUAGCAGUUGAUUAUGAAGGAAUUUAUGUGUGUUAAUAAAAUUAUCAAUCAAACAUUCAAA
Messenger RNA from Pocillopora damicornis (cauliflower coral), 2340 nucleotides. Its product is annotated as alpha-L-fucosidase. Gene Ontology annotation, cellular component: lysosome. Gene Ontology annotation, biological process: fucose metabolic process; glycoside catabolic process. Lineage: Eukaryota; Metazoa; Cnidaria; Anthozoa; Scleractinia; Pocilloporidae. The record is from RefSeq and is a predicted model, not a curated record. Gene Ontology annotation, molecular function: alpha-L-fucosidase activity.